GUCAAAACACUUUGCGCGCUCUUUUUCUAACGUAGUUGAUCAUUUUUCACAUCUUUUCACACAUUUUAAACCAUAAACUAGAAAAUAAGCAUUGCUUUGCGCUAGUUAAUCAGAGCCACUAACAGCACGCAAAAACCGCGCUAAGCAUGGCCGCCGUACGACGCUCCACGCGUUUAAGCAGCAUCAGCAAAUCGACGGCAGCGGCGCCGUUGCCGACGUCACGACGCUCUGAGAUUUGGCGGAGGCGACAGACCAAAGCCGCAGAAGACAGCGAAGACGAGGACCGCGAUGAUAUCAUUAGUGUAGUUUCAGAGAAUAACGAAAACAGCAACCUGUUGAAUAAAAUGGAACGGACGGCGCGUCGCAGGACGGCCCCCCCGAAUGUGAUCCAAGAAGAGCCAAAGACGCCACGCAGCAGCAGCAAAAGGUCGGGGGCCAAGGCGGCCAGUCUGGCCCGGCGCGUGCAGGCCAACGAAGAGGCAGUAUUAACCUUUAACAUAAGCAGCAGCGACGAAGAGGAGCAGCAGGAUGCCCAUUCCCAUGUCUCGCCACCGAAGCAGCGGAAGCUGAAGCCGCUGCCGCAGCACUUGAUAAGUCCCUCGCGACUGUUGGAUAGACUGAGCAUAGAUGAACGCCAGGAGCCAGAGCACAAGACUGAGAAAAAGCAACAGGAGGAGGAGGAGCCAGAGCCAGAGCCUGCAGCUGCACCCUCGCCUCCUCGCAACAAAUACCAAAAUGCCAGACGCGUGCUGAACAGCGCAGAGACCCAGAAUCUGCCGGGGCGCGAGGCGCAACUCCAAGAGCUGCGCGAAUACUUCACCAGCCACCUGGAGAGCCAGUCAUCGGGCAGCUUGUAUGUGUCGGGCCAGCCGGGCACAGGCAAAACAGCCUGUCUAUCGCUGCUGCUGCGCGAUCCGGAGUUCUCGAAGCGUCUGCAACGUGUCUACAUCAACUGCACCAGCAUUGCCAGCGUGGGGGCCGUCUACAAGAAGCUCUGCGCCGAGCUGCAGCUGAAGCCAGCGGGUCGGACCGAACGUGACCACCUGGAGGCCAUACAGCGGCACCUGCGCACCGCCAAGCGCAUGCUGCUGCUGGUGCUCGAUGAGAUCGACCAGCUGUGCACGACCAGACAGGCCGUGCUGUACACGAUCUUCGAGUGGCCCGCCCUGCCGGGUGCCAGAAUUCUCCUGGUUGGCAUUGCCAACAGUUUGGAUCUCACAGAUCGGACGCUGACGCGUCUGAACGCGCGCUGCGAGCUCAAGCCCCAGUUGAUGCACUUCCCCUCGUACACCAAGCAGCAGAUCGUGGAGAUUUUCAAGUCACGGCUGGCCGAGGCGGACGUGCUGGAUGUCUUUCCCCCGGUCACGCUGCAGCUGCUGGCGGCCAAGGUGAGUGCAGUCAGUGGGGAUGUGCGACGCGCCCUGGACAUUGGCAGGCGAGUGGUGGAGAUAGCCGAGCAGCAGAAACGGGACGGCGAGCGCGAGUUCAACCUGAAGGCCUUGGAAUUGGCGGAUGGCCAGGAGAAGGAGGAGCCCAAAGAGGACAUCCUGAAGCCCGUUCAGGUCACCCAAGUGGCUGCCGUGUUGAACAAGGUCUAUGGAGCUUCGCAAAAUCUCGAGGAGGACAUUGAGGCUGCCUUUCCGCUGCAGCAGAAGCUGAUGCUGUGCAGUCUGGUGCUCAUGCUGCGCAACGAGCGCAACAAGGACAUUAGCAUGGGUCGCCUGCACGAGGUCUAUCGCAGGGUGUGCUCCAAACGGAACAUUCUGGCCCUGGAUCAGGCCGAGUUCACUGGCACCGUGGAUCUGGUGGAGACGCGGGGCAUUCUGCGCCUUAUGCGCAAAAAGGAGCCCCGCCUGAGCAAGGUAAUGCUGCAGUGGGACGAGGAGGAAGUGCAUGCGGCGCUCAGUGACAAGCAGCUGAUCGCUUCGAUCUUGAACGACACCGCCUGCCUGAGCAGGUGACGCGGUGAGCGCGCAAUACUGACGAUGAGGAUGAUUACCUACUAAUACCACCCACCUACCCACCUACAGCACCGAAAAUUAGUUUGCUAAACAAUUUCUUUAGUUAAUUGCGCAUUUCUCACAUUCUCAUUUCACCUUGGGGACGCGACUGCGACUGCGACGACAUAGAAUUUUGAGAAUACAUACAUACAUACAUACAAUACAAAAAUACACACUUUGACGCUAAAUUUAAAAUUUGUGGCUGUGGCGCAAGCAGCACUCAGAAUAUUUUGAAAUAUCAUUUGAGGGUCACUCUCGCGACUUUGGCUUUUAAUUGAAUCGAAUCGAAUCGCAUCGAAUCUUUAUGUUUUUCUGUCGUAAAUUUAAGUAAAUCUUUUGUGUUGACGAAGAAGCUCUGUAGGUUUAUUUUGUAUUCAUUUCCUGUUAGAUCCCAUAAGCAUAUAAGAAUAAAUAAGUUUUGCACCAUCCACCAAAAGUGAAAACAAUU
Messenger RNA from Drosophila obscura, 2448 nucleotides. It is a transcript of the gene Cdc6, whose product is annotated as cell division control protein 6 homolog. The record is from RefSeq and is a predicted model, not a curated record. Gene Ontology annotation, biological process: cell division; DNA replication initiation; mitotic DNA replication checkpoint signaling. Gene Ontology annotation, cellular component: nucleus. The transcript has 2 exons. Bases 147 to 1961 code for a protein of 604 amino acids. Lineage: Eukaryota; Metazoa; Arthropoda; Insecta; Diptera; Drosophilidae. Gene Ontology annotation, molecular function: ATP hydrolysis activity; DNA replication origin binding.